CCUAAAUCAUCAUAUGUAAACAUUGUGAUAAUCAAAUCGAUAAUUAAUUAAACUCGUAAACCAUCAUAUGUAAACAUUGUGAUUAGGAGUGGUAACCAGUAAACCGACGGUAUCGGUAUACGGUGACCAAAACAUAGCAUCCGGUAUACCGUAUUCUAUCCGGUUAUUAACGACGGUUAGCCGGUAAACCGCAUACCGGAAAUCACCUCACUUAUUGCAAAAUAAGAACCCUUUUCAUGCCUGCCUCUCGCAAUUAGGGAAUCCUUUCCCUCUCUCCUUCUCUCCGCCUUCGCCACAGACAGUCACCAUCCUUCUCUCCUUCUUUUCUUCCCCUGUUACAAAUCGAAGUCAUAACUAAAAAAAAUGUCAAACUUCUCCAUAUUGUCGAGGUCUUCUCUCCUUCUCUUCUCUUCUCUUUAAGGAUGACGCGUUUGGGAACUACGCAUGUCAUUGGGUCCGGCGGAGGUGCUGAGGUGGCGGUGAGGGAGGGUCAAUUGAGCCCUUCUUCAUCAUCGAAAUGGGUCACUGAAUCACCAGAUUCAGCGCCAUGCAAAGGAGGCCUUCCUUUUCUUCUUCAUCCCUUUCGAUUCCAGAUUUGCCAGCCAGAGAAGGGCAGCGCCGCUGGUGGCUGGUUGAAGCCCCACCACAGAGCAGCAACAACAUCUACUCGAUUGUGAUUGUGAAUGUUAAUUUGUUUUCCCGUGACGGGAUUGCAAUAAGAGUUUGCGAGAUUGGUGAUUGGUCGGAAUUGCAGAUGGAUGGAAGGGAUAGAGAAAGGAAGAGCGAAGGAAGCGGCGGCUGCGGGAGUUGUCGGUGCCAAGGCGGCGGCGGGGGUGGUGGGAGGGAAUGCGGAGGGAGUGGUGGGAUCAAAAGCGGCGGUGGUGGAAGAAUGGAUCGGUCCAUUCGGUGUGUAAGGGUUUGCGAGAUUGGGAUUUCAGAGUUGGAGCGGAACAAGAGUCGGUAAACGAGCAACCAGAUUGCUAACCGGUAACCGAGCAACCGGUUAGUCGGUAUACCGACAAGCAACCGGUAUCGGUAUCCGAAGGUAGUUUGACACAAAUCGGUAUACCGAUAACCGGUUAAUCGGUAACCGACUGAUUACCACCCCUAAUUGUGAUAAGCUUUCUCUCUUCUUUCUCUUAAAAAGAUGAAAAUACAAAAAAAAUUUCCUUUUCUUUCCGUAAAUAAAAAAACAUCAAAAUUUUCCACUCUUCUCUCUUCCUAUAAAUCAAAAGCACCAAAACUUAAAGAACUAGAUUUUUCUCUUCUUUUUUUUCUCAAAAAGUUGAAAACAUUAAAAAAAUUCACUUCUUUCACUUCCUAUAAACCAAAGCACAAAAAUUGUCCAUUCUUUCUUUUCCCAAAACUUGAAGCAUCAAAUUUUCCUAUUUUUUUUCUCCAAAAUGUUGAAAACACCAAUAUUUUCCAUUUCUUUAUCUUCCUACAAACCAAAAUACCAAAAGUCCCCUUCUUUCUUUUCUAAAAAAUUUAAGCACCAAAGUUCCCUAUUCUUUUUCCUCAAAAAGUUGAAAAUACCAAAAAAUUUCACUUCUUUCUUUUCCUAUAAACCAAAGCAUCAAAACUCCCCCUUGUUUCUUUCUCUUCUUUUAUUUUAUUAAAAAUACAUAAUUUCAACCCAAUAUCAUUUUUUGAAUUUCUUUUAUAAAAUGAAAAAAUAGUUUUACUUAUUCUUAAAACAAACAAACUUCAUUUUGAAAUUUUAUAUAAUAUAAUAUAGUAAUUAUUCGGGUCAAUCGGGCGGGUUACCGGUUAGUCGAGUUCGGGCCAAUCGGGUUACGAGUUUAAUCAGAUUGCGAGUCAAUUGUGUUGCGGGGCUUUUGGGUUACAGGUUAAUCGGGUCACGAGUCAAUCGGGUUGCGGGUCGGGCGGGUUACGGGUCAUUGAAUUUUAGUCAAUUCGGGUUGCGAUCUUGUUGCGGGUCAGGUUAGUGAGGCGGGUUAGUCGGGUUGGGUUCUGUUUUGAAACCUAUGCUUAUAGCCACUUCCGUCCAAUUUUUUAACAGUAUUAGCUACCAACUCCCUCGCGUUGUCGUCAAUUAUCAGAAUCUCCCUUUCCCAUCUCCCUUUCCCAGGCAUGAUUCGAGAAUCUAGUGAAAUUGGGAGCGAAUUCGAAGAACUAGGGUUCUUGAAUUUGGGGAUUAUUUCCAAAUCCGAAUCUGGGGUAAAAUUGCUUAUGAACCAGGAGCAAGCUUAUGCUCCUGCCCAACCUUGACGUAAUUUGUCAGAAGGCAAUAAGCUCGUCGCAAUCCUUCAUCCGAGCGAGCCUCGAGCUCAGCACUUCGUUGUAGUAUUCUUCACAACUUUUGGCCAGAUCUGGCUUUGCAACUCAAUGAAUCUGAGGUGGAAGAAAGAGAAACUCCACCAGCCUCUAAAUCUACUCUGAAACUCUACCACCAGCAAAGUCGGCCAACGCGCGAAGGUUACCGAUUGAAUUGGGGAUAGCGGAGGUUGCCGAUGGAAUUGGGGGUCUUCUUUUGUUUUACACAAUGGAGAGUUUGUGAGGAAGACAUAUUCUAUUUUUGUUUAAAAAUUUAUUUUAGUUAAAAAUGAUGUAUCAUCCACCUGCCAUUGGAAGCUCCGUUGUCGAUGGCGUGUCCGGUGAGUUGGCAGCCCAAUAAGCAUAUCGUUAAAAUAACUAAUAGUGUCACUGAUGCUGUUAAAGGUUGUAACGAAAAUGGUUGUAUUUGUCAUGAAACUUUCAAAAUUCUGGUUAUAAGUGGUAUUUCUCCUAAAUUAACUAUUAUUGUCAUAAACGCGAAUGUUAUGG
Linum trigynum is the source of this 2787-nucleotide messenger RNA. The record is from the annotation of a GenBank genome assembly. Lineage: Eukaryota; Viridiplantae; Streptophyta; Magnoliopsida; Malpighiales; Linaceae.